AUGUCCAUUGUCGCGUGGCAGCAGCCUGACCACGAUUGUGCUCUCGAUUCUCUUGCAAUAGAAACACAGGCAGUAGUUGAAGCGACAUCGGCCUACCGGGCAGGAAUCCAAGCAAUAAACCACAGGCUGUCCCUCCUUACUAACUCGUACCUGGCGUCUCCUUUUUGUCGACGACCAGGAGUGGCACGGGAAACCCCAGAGGGACAGGCUACAUUCAACAACGCCGCAGUUACGAAUAUAUGUGUGCUCAUUCUUCGUUCUUUUUUCGGCAUAAACAGAAAGAGCAGCAGAAAAGAAGCAGCGGUCAAAGUGGACAGAAAGGUUUUUUUUCGCAAGCCUCGGAGAAACAAGAGAGGAGAGGGUGGAAGUAUUCGAUAG
Molecule: messenger RNA, 378 nt
Organism: Cylicocyclus nassatus
Lineage: Eukaryota; Metazoa; Nematoda; Chromadorea; Rhabditida; Strongylidae
Source: the annotation of a GenBank genome assembly